AUGAGGCUGGGUGCUGUGCUUGUUGUAAGAACUGUGGAUGUGAAGGCUGCAGUGGUUCAGCAGGAGAGUGUAAUCCAGCUGGGUGCUGUGCUUGUUGCAAGAACUGUGGAUGUGAAGGCUGCGAGGAUUCAACUGCUACUGCUGGUGAGAAGUGUGGUUCAGGAUCUUGUUCAAGCUCCUGUUGCUGCAAUCCAGAAUCAGGCUGCAAGUGUGCUCCAAAGAACUGCUGCAAUUGAACUUGCAAUCAACAACAGGAUCCCUGACACAUCUUACAAUACUUGGCAUAUGUUUGACUAACAAUGAAAUUAUAAUUACAUAUACAGAAUUACAUAUGAUGUAUUUGCAUGAAACCUAUGAGUCCUUUUUUAUAUGAUGGAUUCAUGUUUUUCAAUUGAUUCCAACUAUUUCUGACAGUCCAUUUGAACAAACUGAUGUAUGGAAGAUUUCCUGCACUUAUGUGUGAUUAUGUUCCAGCAAAGAAUUUGGCCACAUUGAAAAACAAGUUCUUUGCACAAAAUGAAAA
Messenger RNA from Notodromas monacha, 523 nucleotides. NCBI's taxonomy places the organism in Eukaryota, Metazoa, Arthropoda, Ostracoda, Podocopida, Cyprididae. The record is from the annotation of a GenBank genome assembly.